Molecule: messenger RNA, 756 nt
Organism: Mesorhabditis spiculigera
Lineage: Eukaryota; Metazoa; Nematoda; Chromadorea; Rhabditida; Rhabditidae
Source: the annotation of a GenBank genome assembly
AUGACCGAUCUCUGGUUCACGCAUGGCAAAAGUGUGGCGGGCAGUCGCGUGCAAGCCAUCGACGAAAAAUCCCCCGGCCACGAGACGUACGAGCUGAUGAAGCAGAAGUUCGCGUCGUUCGCAAAUCCUGAGUCCAAGCUGCGCUUCCGGACAUUGACCCCGGAAGAACCGGAGUUCUACGGCAUCACCUACGAGUUGCGGAUCGUCAAUUCCGUCGCCAACGUCAUCAGCGCAACGUUCUACCCGAGCCUUGCAACCGAAGAUGGGCUGCCAAGCUGCCAGCUACAGCACCCGUACAAGAUGCAAUUUGAAGAAGACACCGAGAGGGGGGGAAAAUUGGUCCUGUACAGCAGUCCCGAUAAUUCCGAGCAGCUGAAGGAGUGGUUAAAGAAAGAAGUAUUUGAAGCCAUGGUCGAGUGGCUGUACCCACGCCCCCCGUCCGCCCCACCGAAGUCCACAAAAGGGCUGAUCACCGGUGAAGCAUUCGCCAGGACCGACUUGCCGCCCAAGCCUUUUAAGAAGUACAUCUCGGCCAUCUUCUCACCUGUAGAAGCUGCAAGCUUCGCCUCCCAGCACAAUCAAAUGGUCCACCCGACUUCUGGACAGUGCCGCGCGCGUGAAUUGGAACUUGAAAAGAAGAAAAUGCUCCCGGUUGGAAAAAUCUGCGCCCACCUUGAGCCGCGAAGCCCAGGGCACGCCCGCAUCGUGAUCAAGAUGCUGAAGGAAGACCAGAUAGCUGAGUUUUGCGACUGUUUG